Schistosoma turkestanicum is the source of this 1224-nucleotide messenger RNA. Lineage: Eukaryota; Metazoa; Platyhelminthes; Trematoda; Strigeidida; Schistosomatidae. The record is from the annotation of a GenBank genome assembly.
CCUACAUACAUGGUGUGAUGAUUACCAAAGAAUCCAUUCUAUUUGUGUGGGCUGAAAUCGAAGACUCAGUUGAGCGAACAGUCUGCAAUAUAAUAACUAACUAGCUGUGCACUUUCAAUUCAUAUACAAUGUGUUUUAAUUACAAGAACCGUGUGUGUUUUUUGUCUGUUUUUCAUGUCCUGUAUUAUUGAUUCAUUUCGAAAUUAUCAAUAAUUCUUAGACGAUUCUGGAUCAUUUGAUUUAUGCUCAUGGUUCUCGUUAAUCCUGCAUUGUAAUCAUGUCAUUGCAUAGCAUUCGGAAUGAAGAGGAUUUUAUCUUUCAAUAAAUUAGUAUGAACGACUGAUUUUCAGAUAUGCCUCUCUUAUUUCUUAUGCACAGACAUUUUCUAAGCAUUUUACAUUUGUCUAUGUUUUAUUUCUUUCACCCUAUGGACAGGUUACUUACUUUUACUCUGUUUAGUUUGACCAAUAAAAUUCACAUAUGAUGUGAUUCACAUUAUAACCAACAACGUAUGUUAACCGAACCAUGCUCGCUAAUUGGUUUGUUGCUAUCAUCUUCAACCAAUUGUCGAUGCUUAUCGAACAUAUAAAAGCAGAGGCAUAAAGUUCACUGUUCUAGCGAGAAUGUGGUACGCAUUGCUGUUCUUCAUCAACGUGUUCUUCUUGCUCACGGAUGCAUCCGUACAACAGGAUACAGCCAAAGAAGAAGGAAAUUUACAAUGUACGUAAAGCAAUACUAUUUUAUCCUGAUAACAUUGUGAUUUUAGACUUUGAAUGCAGAAGUGAAUAUGAAGAAAAACAACAUGGCUUGUUUCUUAUGGAUAGUUAGUUAUAAUUAGAGCGAAAUCUCUUUUUUAAAUCCCACUUUAUUUCAUUGUGACACAGAGUUGACUUGAUUUUUUCAUGCAUAAAAUUAAUGAGAACCAGUGUAAACAACGGAAUCAGGCGUACAAUAACGUUUGGCUUUCGUCCAUAAAUUUGCUAACUUUUCUGAUAAUCAUGUUUUUUUUUUUGAAAAAAAACACCACAGUCAACUUACUUUUUACAUGAAAGCUCACAACUGAAAAGGUGUGCUGUAUAAACGUCCUGUCGAUCUUUUUAUGAAAAUGUCGAAUUCCAAGCACUGACACAUAAGUUAUGAACAAACAUUCAGUUAUUCGUUGAUACAAACAAUCAAAAUUCUUCUCAUGUAAAAUUUUUCUUGAAUGGAAACGUCUUUCAUUAA